This is a messenger RNA of Amyelois transitella, 7414 nucleotides long. RefSeq names its product chloride channel protein 2 (gene ClC-a). Gene Ontology annotation, molecular function: voltage-gated chloride channel activity. Bases 554 to 3394 code for a protein of 946 amino acids. The record is from RefSeq and is a predicted model, not a curated record. Gene Ontology annotation, cellular component: membrane. Gene Ontology annotation, biological process: chloride transport; transmembrane transport. NCBI's taxonomy places the organism in Eukaryota, Metazoa, Arthropoda, Insecta, Lepidoptera, Pyralidae. The transcript is spliced from 23 exons.
GUUCUGAAAUCGUGCGUAUUCAAUACAAGAGUUGCUAAUCAAAUUAAAUGUGGACAUUGACUUUGUUUACUUUUCACAUGCGACAAAAAUUAUUAUUAAUAAAAUUUUAUGAAAGACGAAUAAGUGAACAAUAAAUUUAAAUGAAAAUAGUUUCAAUUCUCUUACCUAUUCAUGUCGAAGAUUGAAGUUCAAGGUCGCAAGCGAGUCUUUCGAAUGUCCCGCCUGUUUGCCACCACAGAGUUGACAUGAUAAUGACAAUUCGUUUCUCUUAAUGUCAGUUGGUCACCGUGUGACGUCGUAUUUGAACGUGUGUCGGGUUUCGGUCCGCCGGCAAUUUGCAUGAAAUCGCGUUUAUUCAAUUGCAUAUUAUCUUAUUAUAGUCGUUAGGCCCUGGUAUGAGCAUCGGGCCAUGUAUGACCACGGCCGGACACAUUAAUCGAGCUAGGAAUAUAGUUGGAAAAAGUUACACCGCCCGGUACAUAGUGUUUGCGAAUUUGAAAUUGUUUUGAUUUAAUUGUUUUGUUUUGUGCGUGGUUGAAAGAAGUUUAUUGAGAUGAAGGGGCAGAAUAAAGAAGAAACGUCUGACGAUGAAGCAGGACUUGGUUAUCAGAAUACCUUGAUGUAUGGUCGCUACCAACGCGACCUCAGCGAAGCAGCCAGAGAGGAGGCCCGGAGGCUGCGCAGGCUGCGCAAGCGGCGGCGGAAAGACGACAAACUCCGACAGAAGGAGCUAGAGGCUACAGGCAAACAUAGACCUAGGGGGAAGUUCUUCAAAGUUUUAGGGUAUGUGUGGAGGCACACGUUCGCGAGGCUGGGCGAGGACUGGAUCUUCCUGGCCCUGCUGGGCAUCAUCAUGGCGUGCCUCAACUUCGCCAUGGACAGGGGGAUAGCUGUUUGUAAUAAUGCUCGCAUGUGGAUGUACAAAGACCUGGCGACGACCACCUUCAGUCAGUACGUAGCGUGGGUGUCGCUACCAGUCUGCCUCAUACUGUUUGCGGCUGGAUUUGUGCACAUCGUCGCCGCACAAAGUAUCGGGUCCGGUAUACCCGAGAUGAAGACGAUCCUGAGAGGAGUGCACCUGAAGGAAUACCUAACGUUUCGAGCGUUGAUAUCCAAACUAGUUGGUCUCACUGCUACGUUAGGUUCAGGACUGCCUUUGGGAAAAGAGGGUCCAUCAGUCCACAUAGCAUCCAUGGUGGCCUCCCUAUUGUCCAAGCUGGUGACGAGUUUCCAGGGCAUUUACGCCAACGAGUCCAGGACCACUGAGAUGUUGGCAGCCGCUUGUGCUGUUGGCGUGGCGUCCUGUUUUGCGGCUCCCGUGGGAGGUGUCCUAUUCUCAAUAGAAGUAACGACAACUUACUUCGCGGUGAGGAAUUACUGGCGUGGCUUUUUCGCCGCUUGCUGCAGUGCCAUUAUGUUCCGCCUGCUGUCGGUGUGGUCGGGCGCCACGCCCACGGUGAAGCCGCUGUUCCCCACCACCCUCCCCCAGGACUUCCCCUUCGACCCACAGGAGUUCGCAGUCUUCGUCUUGCUGGGGAUAGUGGCCGGAUUGUUGGCAGCGUUAUGGGUGUUCCUUCACCGUCAAUACGUGCUGUUCAUGAGGAACACGAAGACGCUGAGCAACUUUCUGCAGAAGAAUCGUUUCAUCUACCCGGGCUUCAUGACACUAGCUGUGAUGUCGAUACUGUUCCCGCCCGGGAUAGGGAAGUACAUGGCCGCCGACCUCGGGAACCAGGGGCAGGUGUACGCCCUGUUCGCCAACUUCACGUGGGGAGACGAGUUGACGGCGCAGCAGGCGGCCGUAGUGUCUCACUUCGAAACGCCCGAAGUCAAUUAUUUCGGAUGUCUCGUCAUCUACUUUUUCUCUAUUUACUUCCUAAGCAUGGUGUCCUGCACUCUCCCCGUGCCGGCCGGGAUCUUCGUUCCCGCCUUCAAAAUGGGCGCUUGUCUGGGCAGGUUCACGGGCGAAGUCAUGCACUACUUCUGUCCUUUGGGCGUCGCCUACGGUGGCCAUAUCCAGAAGAUUUUGCCAGGCGGUUACGCGACUGUCGGCGCCGCCGCUUUCACGGGCGCUGUGACGCACACAGUGUCCACAAUAGUCAUCGUCAGCGAGAUGACUGGACAGGUGACCCACAUACUGCCAGUGAUGGCGGCGGUGUUAGCGGCCAACGCUACCGCUUCGCUGCUACAGCCCUCCUGCUUCGACAGUAUUAUAUUGAUCAAGAAGUUACCCUAUCUACCUGACUUGCUGUCUUCCGCCAGUCGCAUGUACGACAUAUGCGUGGAGGACUUCAUGGUGCGUGACGUGAAGUACAUCUGGAACCGGAUGACCUUCCAGCAGCUCAAGGACUUGCUUAAAGAGAAUAAGGCAAUCAAGAGCUUCCCUCUGGUAGACAGUCCAGCGUCCAUGGUCCUCCUGGGCUCCAUACACCGCUGGGAACUAGUCCGUGUCAUAGAGAAGCAAGUGGGGAGAGACAGGAGACUGCAGAUAGCCGCUAGGUGGCAUAGAGAGGCGGAAGCCAGGAGGAGAAAUGAGGAGGCCAGGAAGAGAAGACCGUCCAGAUUUGAGGUGACUCCAGCACCAGACAUGCUCCAAGUUCCGGGAUCGGGCAUGAUGAGAGGCUCGUCCCUCACAACGAAUGACCAAGGAGGACUUAUACCAUCGCCUGGGCAGCUGUUCCGUCCGAAAUCGAUCCUGAAGAAGACCAACUCGUUCACGUUAUCCCGGGGGUUGGCUUCCCCCACAACCCACGCCCCACUCUCACCGCAACCGUCCGUCUACACCACCGUUACGGGGGCUGAGACAAGGAUCCGCGCGGCGUUCGAGGCGAUCUUCAAGCGGUCGUCGCUGCUGCAGGACGUGCCCGCGCCCGACGCGGAGGCGCCCGGCCUGCCGCGGAGCCCCUCCAUCAACAAGAAGGUGCAGCUGCCCCGUGAACGCGUGUGCGACAUGUCCCCCGAAGACCAGAAGGUGUGGGAGCAGCUAGAGAUGGCCAAGGAGAUCGACUUCGACCGGAUGCUGCAGAUAGCCAGGAAGAGGGACACGCACCCUGACGACGUGGAGUACGAAGACGAGAACCUUUACAUCUGCCACAUCGACCCGGCGCCGUUCCAGCUCGUCGAGAGGACGUCAUUACUGAAGGUCCACUCGCUGUUCUCAACGUUGGGUGUGAGUAGAGCGUACGUCACAGCCAUCGGCCGGCUGAUAGGAGUCGUAUCACUUAAAGAGCUCCGCAAAGCAAUAGAGGACGUGAACUCUGGAGUGCUGACGCUGGCCACGCGGCCGUCGCCGCCGGCCUCGCCCGCGCCCACGCUCAUCAGGGUGGUCAGCUCGCAGCCCGCGCCGCCCAGCGACUGCGACACCGCCAAGCUCACCACCAAGGGAGACAAGUAGACCGCCAAGGGGGGCCACUCCAGGGGUAGGUAGAUCGCUACAUCGGGGGACAAGUAGGUCACCACCACGGGGGUCGGUAGUUGCCGCUCCAGGGGUAGGUAGAUCGCUACAUCGGGGGACAAGUAGGUCACCACCAUGGGGGGUCGGUAGUCGCCACUCCAGGGGUAGGUAGAUCGCUACAUCGGGGGACAAGUAGGUCACCACCAAGGGGGUCGGGAGAUUUACCACUCCGGGGGUAUGUAGAUUCACCACUACGGGGGUAUGUAGAUUCACCAAUCUGGCGGUAUGUAGAUUAACCACUCCAAGGGUAUGUAGAUUCACCACUCCGGAGGUAUCUUGAUCGCCACUCUGGGCAUAUUACCACACCGGGACACAAGAAAGAAAAAUAUUUAAAAAAAAGUAAAGAACAUAGAUAAAAUAUGUACAGUUAAAGUCCAAAUAUAAAAUAAGAUGAGAUAUAGGAAAUUUCGGUUGAAUAAGACGUAUUAGUGAUUCAUAACAAAUGUUUAAGUAUUAUUGGACGAAGGUUCGCAGUCACAGUUCGCAUGUGGUAUUUCUAAGGUAUUCAUUAUAUCAAUAUCUUGAUUUUUAACAAUAUUUCUGAGGUGUCCACAAUAAGAAUAUUUUUUUUACAAAAAUUCAUAAAUGUUAUUUUUAAAAGGGCUAUGAUUUUUCUCUCGACUAAUUAAAUUACAUAUUUAUCUAUAGUUAUGUUUAGUGAUGGACCUAAUAAACUCCCUUGAGGAGUCCCAAAAUUGACAGAGACGAUAGUAAUAUCAUUAUUUCUGUAAACCACAAUAUCAUGAGCCUCUGUCUACCCAUUGAAAGAGAAAGAAGUUCAUGAUUUAAGUAAAUUUUGAUCAUACGUAAUUGAAUAAUAUAUCCUAGUGACGAUCAAAUGAAAUAUGACAAAAUCAAAUCGUCAUUAAUGUAUAAUAAAUAAAUUAAAUUGAUCGAUUAAUUAAUUCUUUUCUUUGCUGGCUGUUAAGUUUUAUUGCUAAACAAAAUUAGAAAAAGUAAGAUUAAAAAAAUUUAAACUUAUGUUUUGACAAAAUAAGCAGAGGCCCUAUUACAGUGCCUUGUAGUGUGCCGCAUUUACCAAGUGGCCUUGCUAUUUAUUAAUACGAAUAGUGACUACACAGCCAAAAAAAAAACAUAUCUUUAUAUUAUUUAUUAACAUUAAAUACGUUAUAAUUUGCAAUAAACUGCCUUAUCGAUAAAUUAUGAUACUUUAAAACCUACUGUAGUUUUCCCAUACAUGGCUCUACCAACCAUCCAAUUAUCCAUGCAAAGUCAUGUUCGGAAUGAGCUGCUCUCGCUUUUUCUCACCCUUUCUUGACUCCCUACAAGUUAUCUAAACUUUCCCUUUAGUUCUGCAUUACUCACCCCCUUUAAUUUAGUACUUUAGGACCAGUCAAAGUCAUAUAGACUAGUACUGAAUCGAACUCGUCAAAAAUGGAUGCGAUUUUGACGUAACUAUAGAUGAUGUAAUGUUUAAGCAUAAUGACGUGCCUUAGAGAAUAUGUACGAGUUUAGUUUUAAUCAUUGUUUGUAAUUUAUUUAGGAAUUAAAUUUGUCCGUGGUCGAAUGGUUAAGGUAUCUGAUUUAAAAGUGAUAAACAGAUUCGAAUCCCACCGCGGCCGUGUACCAAUGACUCUUUACUGAGUAACGUACAUUAGUUGGAUUGCUAACCGAUGCUCUGACGAUGAGGGUAACCAUCGCGAGAUAAUUUUUGACAUUCAGGCAACUGAAUGUGUAUCCAUGAUUCAAUAUGGGUUAGGUUCCCCUUGUAAAGGUUGCGGAGGUCAGACGGGAGUUGCUUCGUGUAAAUACCUGAAUGAUCAUGGUCAAAAUCCGCACCCCGGGCUCCUGUCUAGAGAGGUGAGGACGCAACUGGGACUAACGCCGCGCCGGGAGGAUUAAGACGAUUUUUUUAGUAACUAAGGAACUAUGUUGUGUAAUGGUGCUUUUGAAUGUAUAGUCGCGGACACGGUGUAUAUCUUUUUAACAUGAAAUCGUUUAAAUUUUUAAAUACAUACAUACAUAUGGUCACGUCUAUAUAUCCUUGCGGGGUACACAGAGCCAACAGUCUUGGAAAGACUGAAUGGCCACGUUCAGCUAUUUGGCUUAAUAAUAGAAUUGAGAUGCAAAUAGUGACAGGUUGCAAAAUUUUUAUUACGUCAAUAAAUGUAUAUUUUUGAUAUAAUAAUGUACUUUAUUUAUUACAUAAAAUGUAAAUUAUGGACUUGAAGUCAUAUAUAAUAAUAUUAUAUUGAUUUUGCAGACUUUUGUCAAAUACAUAUAAUAAUUAUUAAUAAUUUUUUCACAUGUUAUAUUGAUGAUGAUUGAAAAGGUGAUUGAAUGAAACUAUGUGAUUCUUCUGUUUAUACAUUUUUUUUAUUUCUAGAAUACAUUUAAUAUGCAUUUUUAUAGGUAGUCAUGUUACAAAGAUAUACAAAUAAGAAAAAUACUGUAAGUAUUUUCGCUUUACUUAGUGCCUUAUAUUUUUGAUAUUUUAUAUGGGGUGUUCACUUUUUGAUGCGAAUAUAAAAUAUGUUUUUUUAUGUUAUAUUAUUUAAUUGUUUUAUAUUGGAUAAUUCCUUUCGCAUUGUAUAUAUUUCGCCUUAUAAGUGUCGUCUGUUUUCGGUUAUUUUCAUGGAACGAAUAAAAAUAGUGACACUCUUUAUAUGGCUAACUUUCAAGGCUUGUGAUUUUAAAAUCAUUCCAAACUUAGUCGUAAGUUAUUUUAACUUAUAUACGAAGCCCAAUUUUAAUUUAAAAAAUAAAAUAAAAAUACAAUGCCUUACACUGAAAAAGGCAGACAUGCAUUUGAUAUAAUUAAACUUUAAACCAUACAAAUGACGGUCUAGCUACCGCAGCUUGACACGCGCGACGCCAUUUUUAUCGCGCGAAAAACUAUGGCUGUUUUGCUUUUAUUGUGUCAAGAAAUGGGACAGCGAUAGUUUUUCGUGCAAUAAAAACUGUGUGUGAAGUGGCUUUAUUUUGUGAGGCAUUUAAAAAUGUCCCUUAUCGCAGUGACGAUUGGGAACAUAGAUAUAAAUGGAGUCGCAGUUAUUAUAUAUUAGAUAAAUAAGGUCACAAAGAAAUUUUGUCCAUUUGCUGCUGAUGUAGUUUGAAGAUGACUGGACAGUGUCAUUCAGAUGACAAUAACAGAUUUUUGUUAAAAUUUUUGUUAAAACAAAUAGAAAUUUGUCCGUCCAGUCUGCUCUUACUUUUAAUUAUAAUUUGGACAAAAAACAUAUCAAAAACAGCUUUAAAUCAAUAAAUACGUCGUGAUAAACAAUAAAAGUUAUUAUUUAAUUAAGAAAUGUUGACUUUGUCAAAGACGAAAAUAUAAAAAUAAUAUUGAAUGCGAGUCAACUCGUUCACUGUUCUGCUGUUUAAGAUUUAGCUUCCUAGACUUCUGUGAUGUUUAUGUUAUUUAUUUUAUUGUUUAUUUAGACUCCGCUGUAUACUCAAGUUUUCGUACACAAUUCUAUCGUUUUCACUCAUUGUCAAGGAAAUAUAACACUAAAUGAAUAUGUGAUUCAUAAAAAUAAAAAUAAUUUGUUUGUCAUAUAUAUUUGGUGGCCUUUGUGGCACAGCGGUACUGUGCUUAGUAGGUCCCAGGUUUGAAACCGGGCCUGGAUAUGAUAGGAAACGAACUUUUUCUGUUUGGCCUAGUAUGUUUAUCUAGAUAAGCAUUUAUUAUAAAAUAUAAUAUCUCGUAAUACAUGUUUCUAAGUUACAUCGAAGUUAACUCAAUCUGCGUAAUUUGUUCUGAUACUGUUUUGAUAACUAUGGUGUGUUCUUUGACAAAAUUAUUCUAUUCUAUAUAUUAUUUAAAUGAUAGUGAAUUGCGUUGUGGGAAAACUUGAGCGUAUGGGGAUGCCUUAGUGAGCAGAAGUGUUAUUUUCUGGUCAGCAUUGAGGUUUUAAUCGAUGUGUCUUCGUUGAAAAUGUCAAAAAAUGUUGUACGCUUAAAACAUACUGUAUACGCUAAUAAAAAUGUUUCGAGAAA